AAUACCAGCCAAGUAAAAACAUUACUCAUUCAUUCCAUCAUUCCACAAAAACAACACAUUCUUGAUUCCUAGUCCCAACAAAAAAUGAAGAAAACCUCAACAUAUGUCACCUCUCUCCCUCUUCAUAUUCUUCUCCUCUCUUGUUUCCUUCUUCAUCUCACUCAAUCCUUCCCUCUUUUAAAGGAUGAUGAUUUGGUCGACCAGAUAUGCAAAAAAACACCCUUUUACGACCUAUGCAGCACCAUCUUACACGCCAACCCUCUAUCUCCCACAUCUGAUCCUAAAGGCAUGGCUCUCAUAAUGGUCAACGACCUCUUGGCAAAUGCUAGUGACACUUUGAGUUACAUUGAGGAGCUUAUCAAACAAACAUCAGACAAAGAUUUGGAGCAACAGUUGGCUUUUUGUGCUGAGUCAUAUAUUCCUGUUGUGAAGUAUAUUAUUCCACAAGCAGCUGAAGCUAUAAGCCAAGGUAGGUUUGGGUUUGCAAGUUACUCUAUUGUUGAUGCUGAGAAGGAGAUUGGUGCUUGUAAUAAGAAAUUCUCAGGGUCUAGUUCAGUGUUGGGUGAUAGGAAUAGUAUUAUGCAGAAGCUGGUGGAUGUUGCUGCAGCCAUUGUAAAACUAUUAUUAAAUGGUUGAUUUUGUUUAUUCUUGCUAGCAUUCAAAUAUUCAAUAAAUAAAUAUUUUGGAUUAUGGAUUA
Vicia villosa (hairy vetch) is the source of this 697-nucleotide messenger RNA. Its product is annotated as cell wall / vacuolar inhibitor of fructosidase 1. Gene Ontology annotation, biological process: negative regulation of catalytic activity. The transcript has a single exon. The record is from RefSeq and is a predicted model, not a curated record. NCBI's taxonomy places the organism in Eukaryota, Viridiplantae, Streptophyta, Magnoliopsida, Fabales, Fabaceae. Gene Ontology annotation, molecular function: enzyme inhibitor activity. The coding region runs from base 85 to 636 and encodes 183 amino acids.